GUAUGCGACGUAGGGUCGGUAGUUUUGUGAGCAGCGUCACUGAACAACAGUGUGGACUGGAUGUUAAGCCGAAGAUUAUAAUGACAAUAUGGUGACAACGGCUGAUAUCUCGCCGGUUUCGGCCGGUGCGAAGAUAAACGACAAGAAUGAAGUGACCCGCAAGCGAGAACCUGAAUUUCAGAGGUGGAGAUGGACUCCAGGAAAGGUGUACCACUGGGUGCUUGCUUUCGGUGCAUUAGCGUACGCCCUGGGGAUGUUCGCUACCAACGAAGAGAGGUACUUUUUACUGGACCAUAUGCGGAGUUCCUUCAACGACAGCCCCUUUGGUCUUAAGCAAAGGCAGGACAAUCAGAAUGGGGAAUGGCAGACAACAAAGCACGUCAUGCAAACUGCGUGGAUGUGGUACCUGCUACACCCUGUGCUGGCCCGGGUGACGGCCCACGUGACACCAUCGCUGGUACCCGUCUUCUACUCCGUUUACUCGUCCCUGUCUGUGACAUUCACCUUCGGUUGGGAAGUGGCGCUGCUGUUCUUGGCGCAACACGCCGCCUUCUACGUCACGGCCUCGCUGGGCAGCACAGCACUGUGCUACGUGGUGGCCACCGUGAUCCACUACCAAAAGUUAUUUAUCCCGUUUAAUGCACUUGAGUACAUGUAUCCCAGGUACGGUUUGAUGGCCUACAGGGCCUCAUACGUCAUCUACCAUUGGAACAUACUGCGUGGCCUCAGCUUCACCGUCGAUUUCGUUCAAGCCGAGCGUCGCAAGAACACCGGGAACAACCAACGUAGGUGGCCUUCAUACUGGAAGACGCUGGGUUACAUGUUGUACCUGCCCACGGUAUACCUGGGACCACCGCAGAAUUACGACGACUUCAUAGCCCAGUCGGAAGGCCCAAAACCAAGUUGCACGCUGCGGGAGAUUGCUGUGGCCAUCGCGAGGUUGCUCCGUAAUGGCGCCCACUAUUUACUCAUGGAACUCAUGGCACACUUCUUUUACAGUUCGGCCAUGACCAAGUGGGCCUGGAUGUCUAACAGAUUAGACUACGCCAGCCUGGCGGGCUACGCCCUUGCUCUGGAAUUUAACUAUUACGUGAGCUACCUGUUCAACUACGGUUUCGCCGGCUCCCUGGCCAGAGUGGAGGGCAUCGAGGUACCGGCUACCGCUCCCUGCAUUGCAAGGUUACACCGGUGCUCGCGUUUCUGGAGGUACUUCGACCGCGGCAUGCACCUGUGGAUUCGAAGGUACAUCUACGAGCCCGUGAUGAGUGAAACUCGCACCGCCUUCCGGCUGAUUUUAGGCGCUGUGGUGGCCUUCACCUUCACCUGCACAUGGCACAGCCUGCGUAAGCACGAGGCCGUAUGGUGCGCACUCAGUGUGCUUGGCAUCACCCUCGAAGUAAUCACCAUCCAGAUCAGAAAGUGGACACCCGUCAAGAACUUCGAGAAACGCUACCUGUCGUCACCUGAGAGGAUGCGAACGGCAAAGGCUCUGCUGGGAUCUCCGCAUUUCUUGCUCACAACUUGUGCGUGCCUCUUUCACUUGGCAAAAGUGGAUGUCUGCGUCAACAUUUGCAGAAGGAUCCUAACCGGCUUUCCUUUCCCGAUGGUUCCCAUUUUGGUGGUCAUGUACAGCCUCUGCCAUGUUUCUAUGGACGUUGCAGAGUGGGAAGAAGCGUCGGCCUUGGCUAAGAGGAAACAAGCUUCAUCGUGAACUGCUUAACUGCAAUACUUCACAAGGCUACCUCGCUACCCGUUUACUCGCUUUUCUUUUUUGCUUUCUUCACAACGAAACCACGUUAUAUUUGAAGAUUUCACAGUGGUCUUCGUGCGAUAGUGAAAAAAUGUACGCUCCACAAAUGUUUACGCGUGCCAGAGACUUAGUCUCUUGUUUCGCCAGUUCCCUUACCUCAACGAUAAUAAAUAUUUUUUU
Molecule: messenger RNA, 1930 nt
Organism: Rhipicephalus sanguineus (brown dog tick)
Lineage: Eukaryota; Metazoa; Arthropoda; Arachnida; Ixodida; Ixodidae
Product: protein-cysteine N-palmitoyltransferase HHAT
Exons: 12
Coding region: 89-1711 (540 amino acids)
Biological process (GO): protein palmitoylation
Cellular component (GO): endoplasmic reticulum
Molecular function (GO): palmitoyltransferase activity
Source: RefSeq, a predicted model, not a curated record